AUGGCAGCCGACCAUGCAAGGCCAAUUGUGCCUCCCAAACAGUUGAAAACUGACUAUCCCGUCUAUUCAGACCCGUACGGAUACUCCGAACCUUCUGCCCUUCUGUUUUUGGCUCCUAUUGCGCCUCAUGUGCGCCGCGUGUUUGGCUAUGCCCGAACAUCCGAUUACAUUAUGGGAGCUGGUGUUAGCGUUGUGAGCCCAUUGCUUUUCGGCAUCAUGGAUCGAGUACAGCCCGCUGCAUCAGGUGCUAUCAAUUUUGCCCGGUACCGAUUUUACGGACUCACGGAGAACUCUCGGGAGGAGGAGAUGGACAUGCGUGAGAUGGUUGACAAGAUCAAGAAAGGAGAGCCACUAUACGGGACCUCGGUCCUGUCACCAUACAUGCAAGGUGUUGCUGCGCGGAAUUCCAGAUACACGUCCCUUUUCAUUCAUGUGAUUCCUUGGUUCAACGUGGUCAAUCACAACCAGCAUGGUGUUGACACGGCAAAAUAUUAUCGUCAAGCCGAACGAGAGCUAGAAGCUGAACGUGUAAAAUUGAUGAGGAGUCAAUAG
Molecule: messenger RNA, 552 nt
Organism: Microsporum canis CBS 113480
Lineage: Eukaryota; Fungi; Ascomycota; Eurotiomycetes; Onygenales; Arthrodermataceae
Product: NADH-ubiquinone oxidoreductase 21 kDa subunit
Exons: 5
Coding region: 1-552 (183 amino acids)
Source: RefSeq, a predicted model, not a curated record